ACCAGUGGUGUGAAGUGGAUGUAAUGAAAGAUAUAUACGCAGAUAAAAUUUUAUUCAAUCAUUCCUACUACUUCCUAAGCCGAGGAAGAAAGACUAAGGAUUCCAGCAUAAUUGAAGGGACAUUUGAAGGAAACAAGGUUAUGUAUGUCUACGACAAAGGUAUCAAAGCAGAAAUUAAGUACGAAAUUUUGUUUUGGGAUAAAACCAAACACUGUGCUGUGAUUAAAGUCCUACCAAUGUCCAGCUUCUACGGUCAAAAGUCGCACGACCUGCGGGUUUGGAACUCAUCUAUUCUUCAAGGCCCGUCGCAAGAAUGUCUAAAAAAGUACAAGGAGGUAGAAAAAGACGGACGUCUUAUUUACAACGCAACCUGCCAGCAAAUACUGCCAAAGAGGUUUCCACCAGAGCACCCGCAACCGCUUCCUAAAGGACAUAAAUCUUCGGGGUAG
This is a messenger RNA of Dermacentor silvarum, 449 nucleotides long. RefSeq lists its product as uncharacterized. The coding region runs from base 24 to 449 and encodes 141 amino acids. Lineage: Eukaryota; Metazoa; Arthropoda; Arachnida; Ixodida; Ixodidae. The transcript has 4 exons. The record is from RefSeq and is a predicted model, not a curated record.